Molecule: messenger RNA, 7979 nt
Organism: Melanotaenia boesemani (Boeseman's rainbowfish)
Lineage: Eukaryota; Metazoa; Chordata; Actinopteri; Atheriniformes; Melanotaeniidae
Gene: zmynd11
Product: zinc finger, MYND-type containing 11
Exons: 17
Coding region: 199-2220 (673 amino acids)
Biological process (GO): regulation of transcription elongation by RNA polymerase II
Molecular function (GO): DNA binding; protein binding; transcription corepressor activity
Source: RefSeq, a predicted model, not a curated record
CCUGCGCCUCACCUGCGCCUUUCGGUUCUAACUGUUUACCUCUCCCAUCCCAGCGCUGCUGUUGCGGUGGCAAGCUGGACGCAAACCACCAUCCACAGCUUUAGCUGGAGAAAUACUAAUGUAAGCUGUCUGGCGUCCAAUCCUUCGCGGAUUUUCUGCAGCUCUGUGUGUUCGUACCACUGUGGCGAAGCGGUUGUGAUGAAUAAGGAAAUCAUGUCGCGUGUGGUGAAGAAGAGGCAGGCGGAUCCUAAGGUGGUCCAGUACGUGUGGGCGGCCAUUGAGGUCAUUCGCAACCAGAAACAAAUCGCAAACAUGGACCGGAUCUCCAAGUACCUGAGCCGUGUGUUUGGCAUGCACCCAAAGGAGACUGCCAGACAGCUGAGCCUGGCCGUGAAGGACGGCCUGGUGGUGGAGACCCUGACUGUUGGCUGCAAGGGCUCCAAGGCCGGCAUCGAGCAGGAGGGCUACUGGCUGCCUGGAGAUGAGAUGGAGCCGAAAGCUGAGGGAAGCAAGGUUAGCAGUCAGGCAGAGGACAGACCGGAGUCUGAGUGCGAGAAACACGAUGAAGCAGUUGUUAGGAGGCCAGUUCUCCCUCCGCAGGAUUGGGAGGCGGAGAGCCAUGACUGGUACUGCUUUGAAUGUCACCUACCGGGCGACGUCCUCCCAUGCGACAACUGCUUUCGAGUUUAUCAUCUCAAAUGUCUGUCAGAGGAGUGCAAACCCAGAGAUGGAGGGUCCCACUGGCAGUGUUUUGUCUGCAGGGGGAGUAAAAAGAAGAACCUGAACAAACAGGAGAUGUGUAAAUACCUGCGCUUCAUUGUCCAGCGUAUGAAGGAGAGGGCAGUGGACCUGAACAAAAAAGGCAAAGACACUAAACACCCCAUGUACAGACGACUGAUCCACACUGCACUGGACGUCACCAACAUCCAAGAGAAUCUGUCUGAAGGAAAGUACAAGAGCUUCGAUGAGUUCAAAGCAGACGCACAGCUGAUCGUUCACAACACGGCCAUCUUGUAUGGAGUUCACAGUGACCAGGCAGAGAUCGCUCGGUUGCUGUUCAGCGAUACGUGCCACGAGCUGAAUGAGUUGUUGUUGUGCAAAAACUGUUUUUACCUGUCCAACGCCCGGCCAGACAACUGGUUCUGUUACCCCUGUAGUCCCAGUCAUGACCUGGUCUGGGCCAAGAUGAAGGGUUUUGGUUACUGGCCAGCCAAAGUCCUACAGAGGGAGGACAACCAGGUGGACGUACGUUUCUUUGGACACCAGCACCAGAGGGCGUGGAUCCCAUCAGAAAACAUCCAGGACAUCAAGGUGAGCAUCCAGCAGCUGCAAGUGAAGCGCAGCAACGGCUGGAAGAAGGCGUGUGACGAGCUGGAGGUGUACCAGCGCUUCCUGAGGGAGGGACGCCUCUGGAAAACAAAGAUGGAGGACAUCCCCCAACCACACCAACAGAACCAGAGGCAGCAAGAGGACGGCAGCGGGAGGACGGACAGGCUGGAGAGGACAGAUGAAGCAGAAUCCAGCAUCUCCUCCACCAGCAACGAGCAGGUCCGCCAUCUCAAAGGCAGCCAGGAGCCCAAGGCGAAGAAAAGCCGUCGGACUCAAAUUAUCGAACCCAAAGAGGAAGCAAGUGACCCAGAGCCAGAGAUGGAGGCCGUCAGCUCCAGCCAGGAGAUCCCCGUGUCCUCGGCGCCCCAGCAGCCAGAGAAGCUGUCGGUGUCCACGCAGACCAAGAAGGCGAGCGGAGGGUCGCCGCGUACGCUGCACCGCGGAACCCAGACCAACAGCGACGGCGCCUGCCAGAACAUGUGCCACGAGAAGUAUACAAAGGUCUUCAAUGACGUGAAGGAGAUGAUGAAGGCUGACAACCAGAGGGAGACGGAGAGGGUCGUCAGGGAAGCUCUGGAGAAGCUCCGUGCAGAGAUGGAGGAGGAGAAGCGGCAAGCAGUGAGUAAGGCAGUGGCCGGAGCUCAGGCGGAGAUGGAGAGGAAGAGCAAGCAGGUGAAGGACAAGUGUAAAGAAGAGCUGUUGGAGGAGGUGAAGAAGCUGAUGGCCCAGCACAAACAACUCAUCUCCCAGACUAAGAAGAAGCAGUGGUGUUAUAAUUGUGAAGAGGAGGCCAUGUACCACUGCUGCUGGAACACCUCAUACUGCUCCAUCAAGUGUCAGCAGGAGCACUGGCACGCCGAUCACAAACGAACCUGCCGGAGGAAGAGAUGAACAAGCCCCGCCCUCCCUCCCCCAUCCUGCUCCGGUCUCACACAGCACGUCGUCAGCUCUCGUCCUCCUCCUCCUCUUCAUCCUGUCAGUCAGUCUGCAGCACACACACACUCUUCCCUCCUGCUUCUCCACUUGCCUUCCUAAAAACUUUGCGGACUCUGUUUUUGUUUUGUGUGGCGAGCAAUUUGUUCCUCUCCUUUUUUUUUUUUAUUCUAUUUAAUUUACCCACUGUAUGAAUUUUUUUUCUCCUUGUGGUUUAUUUGGGUUUUUUUUUAAAUCGUGACCAUCCUGCUCCUGAGCAUGGCUCGGAUGCAGAGUUAUGGUAUGAUUUUUCUAUAUUUUUUUUUGUUUGAAGUGCUGAUUUUGUGUCAGAGAUUGUGUUAUUUAAGUGUGUAGGAACAAACAUUUUAUUACCUGAAUUUUUUAAAAAAAAGUUUUUCUUACUGUAAAUGUUACAAACACCAUGGAUCUCACAAAAAACCCAGAAACAUACCGCAACUUCAACUCGUUCUGCUUUCAUAGCGAAAACCAGAUAAAAAAAAAAAAAAAGAAAGCAAGAAAACUGGAAAAAACUGCGUAGCAUACUGAAUUUUCACAAAUCUGUUUGAUGAAUUGCACCUUUUCUUAAAAAAAAUAAAAAUUCUACCUAAAAUCUUCAAGUCGCUCAUUGGGAACAGGGUCAGAAUGUCGGCCUUAAAAGAUGCCGACGGAGCAAAUCUUCCAUGUGUAAUGAUUAUCAUAAUUUAUAUAAUUAUGGAUUUGUUUGGUUUCCUUAUUGAGUUUUUAUGAGUAUGGUAUAAAAGUAAUUUUUUUCAUUUGCUCUAAAUUGAGGAAAUGUACAUUUUUCCUGUGCUGGAUCUUUGGGAGGUAACAACAUUUAACAUGGUUUAAAUUAUUACUUUUGCACAUUUCAUUUUUUUAACAAUCCAAAGGCUUGUAGUAUCGCCAAAAAAGGUUGCUCAUUUUCUAGUGUUUAUCUGAGAGGAGUCCUCCCAUCUGUCCGGCAUUUUCGUCAAACAUGAUGUAUAUUUUAGUCAUUUUUAUAGUGAUGUACACUCUGAAUUAAUCUUUUCUUUUUUUUAAAAAAAAAUCAGAAAUGAAUAGCUAAGACUUUCUCGCUGCGUAUGCUGUUGUUGGUGGUCAGUGCCUGUUUUUUUUCUCAUCCUCUUUACUUCCAUUGAGGCUCCAUGCAUGUUUUAUAGCUUCAUAGUUCGUUUUCUUUCAUUCAUUACAGUAAAAUAAAAGACCAGAUGCCCUCUGGUGUUGGAUAAGCGAUGAACCAGUAUCAAACAAUAUGCAAAAAUUAACGAUCAGUUAAUAAUUUUUUAGUUUAUCUUCCCCACGCUGGAUGUCUAGAGUUUGUGGUGUAUAAAUACAGUGCUUGGAUCCACAAAAGCUUUUUUUCUUUACUUUCCUCAGUUAUGACGAUCACCUGAACAGAGGAAAAUUAUUCACAAACUCUGAUAGUCAUGCUGCCUUUACAAAUAUUUCUAAUCAAUAUUUGGGAAAUGAAUGCAGUAAACUCAGAUAGUUACCAGAACUUUAAUUCAGCUCAACGUAGAUGUCAGAUUUUGCGUUAAUGUUUAGAAAACUUUCCUGCUGUCAAUGAGAAGUCAUUUCCUCCAUCUUGUAGCUAAUAUAUGCUGUGGGCAAAUUCUCCAUUACAUGCUGCAUAGCUGUUAGUUUAUAGUGACAGUUUUACGUUCUUAUACAGUCAGUCAGGUUUCCGUUCGCCUCUUGCCAGAAGUAAUUUCAAUUAGUAAGGAUGUUUUUGAAACACUCUUCUUCAGUGACAUUUGGUUACCAAGAAUUGUUCUUGAAUGAUUCACCUUCACCUACAUUUUUUAGUAGCUUCUAGCUUCCAUCUGUUUAUAGAUUUAAUUUAUUUAAUGACACAAAAUACUUAAAGUUUGACGUUUCUUUAUCUAACCAAUCUAGAGAUUCACGAUGAUUAAGCUGGAAAAAAAGCAGCAAAUUGACUUAAGAGGCUGUAAUGAAUCAUUUCAAGCCCUGCCUUGUCCCUCUCUGCUGUGCUUCAGCUCUGACUGCAAAGGAGGCUGUUAUGCAGGUGUAACCACGGUAACUGCACAAUAUAAACCUGUUACAAAUUCCUCUUUGUCUGAGAGAAACCUAAAGGAACACAGUGGAUUCUUGCAAAUGGCAGAAGAAAUACCAUCAGGAGACGAAGCUGAUUAAUCCAGAAAACCACAUCUUGAAUUUCAGAUUACAUUUUUCACCUUUUUAAAUUAGUUGAAAUGAUCAAUCAAUAAUGAGGUGUGACCUUUCUUCAUUUUUAUCAAUAUGCAAAAACUUUAAAGGUAAAGUUGUUUGAAAUUAAAGAUGGGGUGUAGGCAAAUUAAAUUAAAAACCCCUUAAAUUUAGGUUUGAAUGUCUUACCGUUAGAAUCUUAUUUGCAUUAUUUAUUUCAACCUUCCCAGAAUGGCAUGUUAUGUGGAAUCAUCUGGAAGAAUUCUGUAGGAGUUCCAGUUUAAUAAACACCUUUUUUUAAAGGAUUUUUGGGCUCUAGUAGCCUUUAUUUUAACAGUGGCUGGAGAGGGAAGGGUGGGUCUGAGGAAGUGGGGAAUGACCUGCAGCAACGGGCCCCAGGCUGGCAUUCUGUAGCCUCUGUACGUGGGGCGGCUGCUCAACCAGUUGAACUACACACCUCCCCAACGACACCUUGUUUUUGUUUUUUUAAGGAAAAGCUGCCAUCAGUCUGUUUUUCUUUUUUGCAACAAAUAUCAGUAAAAAAAAAUAUUUCCCAGUCUGCAGCUGGGCUUUGAUCACAAUUUCUGACUUUCUGACUCACAUUCAUAAGAUGUGAAUAAGAAACAUUGUCUGUGUAGAUGCUCUCCUGGGGUGUUUUUAUUUAGACUAUAUGGUCUCUUUUGUACCAAACUUCAUCUCCAAAGGCUCCCUGAGGCUUCCUGUUUUUGACUUUGCUGCCUCUUACACUCUGUUCUCAAAGACAAGCAAGCAUCUUUAUUUCUUUCUAAACCUAGAUUCCUUUUCUCUUGUCCCAGUUCCUCCCUCUUAGUGAGAGGAUAUAAGAAAUGUUCUCAUCAUUUUAAACUGUCAAGCCAAACGUUUGCUUUUAAUUGAUAUUAAAGUGUCACAGUCCUCAAAAAAUGUCCAUGUGCAUCCUUGCUCAUAGUUCCAACAAGUAGGGCUGUCACUUUUUUCUUCAAAUAGCAGUUUGAAUGACGAGAAACUUGAUCAGUAACUCAUUCAAAUCAAAAUAAUUGUUUUGGUGUGGAGACCAUUCAAAGUAGUUGGUCAUGUGAUCCAUCAGAUAGUGGUCUAGUAUCAGCUUGACAUAUGGUUCAAGCAAUCUCAAAGUUAAAUAAGUUAUAAUACGUUUGGUAUGUUGCCCCAAAAACUGAAUAAAUGAUCACAUAGAGCUCUCCUAAGAAGAUAAACACAAUAGCAAGACUCUGAGAAGGGAUGUUUGUUGGUAUUUUAGAUUUUACUAUGUAAAUGAAAGAGUAACAAACAUAAGCUGUCUUACUCUGACAAUUCAAUAUUUGGACUCAGCAGCUAGUUUACCGAGAAAGGAAACACACAAAUGAAUUAGUGUCAGUCCCUCGUGUGACUGCCUGCUGCUCAGCACAGUCUGCUACAGCAGGUCUGUUUGUAGUAAUGACAUGACCAGAAAGAAAACAUUUAAAGUAAGACUUGCAAAGGUUAGCAGUCCGUACAGUUUGUUUCUGGAGGGGGUUUGACUGCAGACUGACACACAGGAAAAACAUUGCAAUGAUACUAAUCAAACUUUAUUUAUAAAGUGUUUUUUAUGCCAAAGGCAACACAAAGUGCAUUACAUUAUAAAAAAGGAAGCAGUUCAUGCAUAUUAAAAUAAAACAAGUCUUUACACACCAAACUAGAUAACAUAGCAAUAACAAAACGAAAUACUCAGUCUCCUUCACAUAGUCGCACGCACACACAUGCAUACACACACAAAGCAGUUGCCCCUCCCCAUUGUGCACAAACAUGACUCUAAUUUCUGUCUCUAAACUGCAUGUAGGUAGGUAUAAAAUACUUAAAUUAAUGAACAUCUGGCUUAAUGCUGCUGUGAGGAAGCGAUAGCAUGGGGGUCUGUCCACACGGGGGGGAGGAACCCAGACCAAGCAGGCCCAGUGUGGUCGAUCCCCAUGAGGAGAACACCAGAGUUAAAACAAAGAUUAAAUAACCUUAAACAAUAAGAACUAAAAGCAGCAAUAAUAAAAACACACAUAAAGGACUUCAUAAAAUAAUGUGCUAAAAAGUAAUAAAACUGAAUAAAAUGAAAAUGACAAAAUUGUAUAAAAUAAGAUCAAAUAAAAUGCAGUUAAUAUAAGAAAUUCGGUCUUGUGCCUCUCGUUUUAAAAACAAGUCUUUGCAGCCCUGAGGUUCUCUUGCAGGCUGUUUCACAGACGAGGACCGUAAUAAUGAAAAGAGGCCUCAUCGUAUGUUUUGGUUCUCACUUUAGAAACAACUAAAAGCAGAAUAAACACGUCUGUUUUCUGUGACCUUCAUGUCUCACUGUCGGAUUUAUGGGAACUUGAUGAUGUAUUUUGUACUAAUAACCUGAGAAGAAGGUGGGAAAUAAUUGAAUGUGUUCAUUAAAACACGAUUUCAUAAAAAAGUGACAUCCCUGUCGUCAAUAGCAUGGUCUAUAGUCGGAGGAUUUUAUGCAUCAGGACAGUCCUUCGGGGGUCUUUUGUGAUGUUGCAUCUUAUAAACGCAGCUGUUAAGGAUGCUUGUUUGACUUUACGAAGCAGAAAUACUUUUUUUUUUUUUUGUGAAUCUCUGGAUUUCAUGUGCUCGUCAUGGUCACAGUUCUCUUCUGCCGGCUUUCUGAAAGUCAAAAGUGCCGUUGUGUUCUUUUUAUCAUUGCACUACAUGUAAAUAUGUCACUCUGUCAAUAAACCCUCCUUCGUCAUAUAAGCACAUUGUAAAUUCAUUUUUUUCUCAUUGAUCUGGAUGACUGUUAGUUCUAGUUUUGUACCAUGUACAGCUGUUGUCAUAUCAAGCUUUUGUGUCAUUUUCAGUGUUUUUUCCAGUUUGGUUUCAUUUCUAACACCCCACAGCUUCAAUGUGUUGAAACAUUUCGUUUUUCUGGGGCGUCGUGUUUAUUGAAAGGAGAAUGUUUUGUUACACGUGCAGCCUGUAAGGCUGCAGCUUCUUUCUCCCAGCUGUUUGUAUAUCAGUCCUCCCAGUCCAAACAUUUUGUGUCUUUUUUAUUUUCAUCUGUCAAACAUUUGGAUGUCAUUCCACCAUCUCUGGUUUUUACCUGCAUGAGUAAAAGGUGUCUCCCCAGCUCCUUAUUUUUGUUUGGUUUCUUUACCUUCAUGCGAACUGUUAAAGACGUAGUUCCACUCAGUGAUGCAAUAUGACAAUAUGUUUAUUGGAUUUUUAAUUAAGCGUCUGAGCUUUACACACGUGAGGCUGUUAUCAGCUGGAAAAAGGCAGUAAAUCGAUGAGAGGGUCAACCCAUAACUGGACUUUUCACUGCUAUUAUUCCAGGAUGUUUUGGUAUAUAAUACUGUGUGAGUACUACAUAAUUCCCUCUUGUACUUUAAGUACAUUUAACAGGAAUAAAAUCAGUAUAAAGGUUCAUUUGUUAUUUUUUUUGUAGGUCAUGAUUUUCUUCUCUGUCCACAUGUAAACCAUUAAUCGUGUCCACAUUUUUUAUGCUCCCAUUUUUUUGACACUUUAGCUAGCAAUAUGUAUAUAAAUAUAUUCUAUGUGCUAACAUGGAGGAAAUAAAUGUAUCAACAAGU